Messenger RNA from Coregonus sp. 'balchen', 12841 nucleotides. The record is from the annotation of a GenBank genome assembly. NCBI's taxonomy places the organism in Eukaryota, Metazoa, Chordata, Actinopteri, Salmoniformes, Salmonidae.
CAUUGGAAAAGACAGCGCAGCAUUGGAGUGACGCAGCUUGGAAUUCCUAAAUUUCCGAUGUUCACGACCUGAACGCUGUCUGUAAAAUAAAAUUACGAGGACUAUUCGAGCUAAAACGGUGAAAUUUAAGUGAAAUAAGCGGGGUAAGAAUAUGCUAUUUACAUGUAUUUUAUUACUUUGGGGAAAGGAUUUUGUGUGGUCAACGUGUGGCUAUUGUACGCGGAAAAGAGAUUGCUUAUCUGUGGGAGUGAUUGCAUGUAGCCUUCUUCUUUUACCAUCGGAAGCUAAGCAAAGUAGGCUGCAUAGUGUCUACAAACAUUUGUUUCCAGUGAGUUUGGCGUCAUGACGUCUACUCUUACUUAACCUCUCACAGGAGCAAACAGGGACAAUUCACACGAGGGAAAUGUAAGACUCGACUAAAAAGAGAACAUGUCGUCCUGGUUGUCAAAGAUUAAUCCAAAACGCUGAUUUUGUUAGCUACCUUGUUAACAACUAGCCUCCAGCCUCGGUGCCAUCUGGAUCUGACCAUUUUUGGUCAUAUCUGAACGGCACAGAUGUAUAAAUACAAUUUAGGCUACAGUGUGAGGCCCUAAUCAAGCAAUAAUGAGGAUCCGUCUGUUUUUAAAAUAGCCACUUUCUCUAUCGCGAUUCGUUCACAAUGUUUGACACUGUUGUCAAUGUCUCAACUCAAGUUGCAACAAUGUAGCCUAUCUUAAUCGUUAUAGAGUUUAUAGGCUAUUGCGUAUGCUAAAGAUUACAAUUAUUGCAACUGGAGCUAUAAGGUAGGCUAUGGAUUCUAUUUCUCAAACAGUUCUUCUCUUAAUGUCAGAUUAUUCACUGUAGGCCAACAAUUUGGUGACAAUUUGGUGUAAUUUGAUCUCUGAUAUAAUGUUGGUUUGAAAAGCACUUUUCCAAUACACUGUGGCAUUAUAUUUUUUCUCUACUGAUACUUUAUUAGGCCUAUAUGAAUUGAAUUUGUUCAAAUGCAUGAUGAGAAAACCCAGUGUAAGUAGGCCACAGUCCUAGUGGCCUAUAUGUAGAUACUGCAGACAUUGUGAAACCACAAUGAGUCCUUAUUGGGUAAUUCAUAAUUACAUAUUUGUUACAUGAGUGAGUUAAUCUCUGUCCUCUGCAGAAUACGUUGUAGUUGCUUCGCUGAGCCUCAAGGGGGCGAUGUCUGACAACAGCAGCAGCACAGGCAGCAGCCGCAGCGGAUCCUUGACCACCAGUUGGACCAUGCUGUCCCCAGAGGUAAGAUAGCCUGUACCAACCUAUGGUGUGCCAACCAGACCUGGGUUUCAAAUACUUAAAUCAAUUCAAAUACUUGAUGUGCCUGUUUGAGCAUGCCUGGCAAAAGUCCUAAAACUGCAAACCCCGCCCAUCUGGCACUCCAGGCAGAUUCAAGCAAAUGCUCAAAGUAUUUGAAAUCCAGGUCUGGUGCCAACUAUAAUGACAAGAGAAUAGGCUGAUCACCUCAACACAGCAUUGGAUGUCAGAUUUAGUAUUCAAUGUGAGUUUUAUAUUACAUUUCCGCUUUACCCACAUUGUGUGAAUGAUUAAAUUAAUGAAUGGUGAGGUGAAUAGAUAAAGGUUGAGUUGAUAAUGAGAAUGCUAUUCCUCUACAUAAUGAGAUCAUAAUAACCUACUGCCUUCUACAUUUCAGGAAGCUGCUGAAAGUGUGGGUCCAGUGGAUGAUGGGACUGAGAGUCUUUGUGAUGUCCCUAGUCUGUCAGAGGAAGUCGCAGGUACCUGAACUCUAUCUCACACCGAUACUGUUUCCCUAUGCUUUCUGUGUGGAGUAUUGUGUUAUUGUCCUAAUGUAUGGAUGUUGCAUAAUGAAGUCAUGUGUGUGUGUGGAUGUAAUUUGUUAUUCAAUUAAUGUUAUGUUAUUAAUGUGUUAUUAACAUUGUUAUGAUGAUUAUGUUCCAGGGGCCACUGUGGAGUCUAAGCCGAGUGACCCAGAGACUCCAAUAGAAACAGUGCUGUCAGAGGUGGGCCAACAGGUCUGUACUGUGAGUCCCUGAUGAACACAGUUCUUUCUGAGGGUAUCAUUCUCACAUCAUAAUCUUUCAUAAUACAAAGUUCAAAAUGGUGUCUGUUAUGGUAUAUGGCAUAUGAUGUCUAUGGUUAUAACUCAUUAUUACCAAUGACUAAGGUUUGUGCUUUUAUUCUCCUCUGAUUCCCAGGUUUGCCAGGAAAUGGCUCCUGAUACCUGUGAGGGCCCUGUCCCCUCCAGCCCUACCCUGUUAAGCCCAUCCCUGACUAGCCAUGUGCCCCUUGACCCUGACCUGGAGAUUCAACCUGAACCCCCCAUCAUCCAUUCUAUGGUAACCAGCUCCCCCACUGACAAUGAGCAACUCGCUGCCAUGCCCUUUGUCAGUCAUGUCGACCUGGUUGUGCCACUGGAUGCAUCCUUCACAGAACCACCCCCCUCAGAGGUUGAGCCUGAGUUAAGCCCCGUCCCUGAGAGCUCUACCCUUGAUACCCACACUGAUACAGGCCCUGUACCUGGGAGUAUUGCCCUAGAAACUAGUGCCCCUAGUGCCAAACCUGACAUAAGUAUUCACACAGAGACUCCCACCCCAACAGGCCCCCCAUCUGUCACUGAUAUUGACCCUGCCCCAGAACUGCUUGCUGCUCCAGAAAGCCCAGCCCCUGAUAGUCCUCCUCCAGAUACCAUUGGUUCAGAGGAGGCACCAGAAGAGCCAGCACUGGAAACAGAGGAGACAGAAUUGCCUGAAAAAGUGACUUAUAUACCAAAGGAAAAAGGUAUGGAUGUGUACACUAGGUUGGAAAUCGGGAAACAUUUUCUGAGAUAUGACAUACAAUUAACACUAGAACUGCUGGGUUUCUCAGCCUACAAGUACCUGCUAGAGAAUGCAGUCUGGCGUCCCUUUAAGCCUACGCAUCAGAUUCACCUACUGUGCUGUAAUCAACCUAAAUAAAUACCUUUGUAAAAAAUAUUAUAAUUUGAUUGAUUGAAUGUAGUCAAGUCUUAAGAAUAUUUAGUUUAUUUUGAAUAUUUGUAUAUUUUGAAGUACAUAAAAUGCACAUACACGUAUGUAUUAUUCUACAAAGGUCUACUGCAACACAUUUUUUUGCAAUAAAAACACUACAAUGUAAUACAUUUUAUUUGUACAUUCGAUUAGUAAUAGUAGGUAAUAGAAUCCAGUCAAAUAAAUUAUGGAAUAUGAAUGCUUACAAAUGCAUAGUAAUACACAUGAAUAUAUGAUAAAAUAUGAAUGCGUACAUGUUUUUUUGGGCAAAUGAUACAAUAGAAGAAAAAACAUGUAAAUGAAAAGGGAUUGUUUUUUUCUCAAAGGCAUUUGUGGCGAAUGGUUUCCACGUUAAGAGUAACGUGAAGCAUUUUUAAUUCUUUUGGCUCUAUGCUCCAAAGGUUUGAAUUUGAAAUCCAAUUCAGUCAAAUUAAUUUGCCAUAAACAUAAGCACCAACACUUGAAAAAUAAUGCAAACAGAUAUGUAAAAGAAAGUCAACAUUAGAAUCAGAUGAAGACCCCACAUUGUCAUCGCCAUAGUCAAUCUCUGGCUCAAUAUCCGAUCUGCCAUCCGACUCCAGUUCAUCCAAAUUCAAACGUCAGUGGCCGUUUGACUAUGGCGGUUCUAGUGUUAACGCACCACAGCUCAACGAACAGUUACAAAAACAAAAUUUGCGUUACAAUUACACACGACAAAUCUACAUUCAGAGUAUUCUACCAUCUAAUACUUUUGCAUAAAAAAGUUUCUAUACCUUUCGUGCAUGAUUUUAUUUAUCUCUGCUUAUCAUCAAUCUUUCUGCUCUUAUCCCUUCUCCUUCUGCUAGACUCUCCCAGUAGCUUUGACUUUGGAAGAGCUGACACGAGUGCUGAGGAAGGAGAUGGUCUGAGGAGGAGAAAUGUGGCACCAAAAAUGACAUCGGACGAGGAAGAUGAGGUGGAGGUGGAGUUCAAACUGGCAGAGAGGACAGGGGAGAAGAAGGGCUUCUCUAUGAACACAUGCAUUGUGGGUGCCCUGAUCCUGCUCUGUCUAGGGUCUCUCUUCCUCUCCGGUGAGUUCAGCCUGAACCAGGUUUUGUUAGUUUCAUUCUUUUAUUUAAUUUCUUGUGGAAUGGACACUCAAUGCAUCAUUUUCAUUAUUUUGAUCAAAUCUAUAGAAAGUCUACAGCCCCCUUGGAUAUAUAUUAUUUUAGAUUAAUGAAAAAUAAAACCCUAAUAUACCGUGAUUAGAUAAGUAUUCACCCCCCUGAGUCAAUACAUGUUAGAAACACCUUUGGCAGCGAUUACAUCUGUGAGUCUUCUUGGGUAAGUCUCAUAAGAGCUUUGCACACCUGUAUUGUGCAAUAUUUGCCCAUUUAUUAUUUUCAAAGUUCUUCAAGCUCUGUCAAGGUGUUAGGGAUCAUGGCUAGACAGACAUUUUCAAGCAAAUUUAAGUCCAAACUGUAACUUGGCCACUCAAGUGUAGAUUUGGCUUCGUUGUAGGUAAUUGUCCUCCCAGCGUCUGGUGUAAAGCAGACGGACGCAGGUUUACCUCUAGGAUUUUGCCUGUGCUUAGCACCAUUCCAUUUCUUUACAUCCUGAAAAACUCCACAGUUUUUGCAAUGUCAAGCUUACCCAUACCAUGAUGCAGCCACCACCAUGCUUGAAAAUAGAGGCAGUUACUCAGUGAUGUGUUGUGUUGGAUUUGCCCAAAAAAACAUAAGCCUUUGCAUUUAGGCCAAAAAGUGUAUUCCUUUGCUGUGUUUUUUUGCAGUAUUACUUUAGUGCCAUGUUGCAUACAUCUUCAUAUUCUGUAUAUUUCUAUUCUUCUUUUCACUCUGUCAUUUAGGUCAUUAUUGUGGAGUCACUACAAUGUUGAUCCAUCCUACAUUUUCUCCCAUCACAGCCGUUGAACUCUGUAGCAGUUUUAAAAUCACCAAUGGUGUCAUAGUGACAUCCAUAAGCAGUUUCCUUCCUGUCCAGCAGCUCAGUUCAGAAGGACGACUGCAUCUUUGAUGUGUCUUGGUGGUUUAAUACAUAAUCCACAGCAUAAUUAUUAACUUGACCAUGCUUAAAGAUAUAUUCAAUGUCUGAUUUGUUAUUGUUAUCCAUCUACCAAUCACUUCCCUUCUUUAUGAGGCGUUCAAAAGCUCCCUGGUCUUUUUAGUUCAAUCUUCAAUAUUUGACCGAGGCACCUUACAGAUGUUGUACAGUAUGUGUGGGGGACAGGGAAAGGGUUAGUCAUUCAAAAAUCAUGUCAACCUCUAUUAUUCCACACAGAGUCCAUAUAACUUAUGUGAUUUGUUAAGCCAAAGUUUACUUCUGAACUUAUUUAGGUUUGCCUAAACAAAGGGGGUGAAUACUUUUGGAAUAACUAUUUUAGUUAUACAUUUGUUAUUAAUUAGUAAAAAGAAUUGUAGCAUUUUCCUUUUCACUGUGACAUUGAAAAAAAAACUUUUGUGUAGAUCAAUUUGUAACCCUUUUUUAAAUGUAUUUUAUUUUAUUGGGUGUAGUCUUUCUAUAGGCUCUGUAUUUAGGAAUCAUCUGCAGACAUCAUUGCAGCAGGGAGUUCUGUUUCAUCCUGCAGCACAGAGGACUUGAGGUGUAACACAACUGUAAAUGUGUUAAUGAUUUGAAAACUGAGAUUAGACCAGUCGAGAGAGCUGACAAAUGACCCUUCAAGAUCAUGAAUUCAAUACAGACUGCAAUGCCAUCAGUGUUUUUAUAUUGGAAAUAAACUCUUUAGUCAUGUGCCUGUAUGGCCGAUACAAAUAAUUUGACACUGUAUGACUAAGAUGUGCUGUUCCAAUAGGUUUUUUCCCUGAUCUGGAUGACUGUAGGUCUGUAGAAAAAUAAGAAAUGACACUGUUAGAUUUAUGCUAGCUAAUUCUCACUCACUCGCCCAAGCGCUAAUCCUGUCUCACCCUUCGUGCACUGCACAUGGCAGCUUGCCUAUACAGUAGACUUACAGUAAAGUAUCAACGACUGGAUUUUUGGGUGGCCAAGUUGAGUACGUAACCCAUAAUAGGAAAAUGCUUGGUUGGGCAUGCAAGUGGUCAGAGACUGUGCAAAUACUCAAAUAACUUCCCAACAAUUGUACGCUCUGGGUGGAGUAGUUCAAAAUGGGCUUUGCAUUUUGUAUGAUAAAAUAUAUGCAGGUGUCUUAAUAUACGUUACAUAAGUUUGGAAAAUGUUGUUUGUCAGUUGGUAGAGCAUGGCGCUUGCAACGCCAGGGUUGUGGGUUCGAUUCCCACGGGGGGCCAGUAUGAAAAAAAUUAAUGUAUGCUCUCACUAACUGUAAGUCGCUCUGGAUAAGAGCGUCUGCUAAAUGACUAAAAUGUAAAUGUUGUUUGUUGUAUUGUUUUCUUUUUUGACAGAUGACUCGGACGAGCUGAGUGGGGCAGAACAAAACCAGGUAUGUUCCUCUAUCCUACCGCCUACCUUUCAACAAUGUUGUAUUGGGAUGGAAGUUAAAGGAACUGGACAAACUUAGAGAAUAAUGUGUAAUAUAAUUAUAUUUAAGGGGCAAUCUGCUGUUCAAACGACAACAAAGCGACCAUGCUGUCACUGUUUUGGUAAAUGGCUGAGGGAUGGGGCUGGAGAAAUUUAACUCUUAAAUUCAUACACAGAGCUAUGGACUCAAGGACUGACCAUUCAUGAGAUCCAAAUUAUAGUUUUAUCCAUCUUUUAAGGCUAUACAGUAUUUACAAUUUACAUUGGAGUAUAACAAGCUUAUAUUUUGGUUUCUGAUGGGGUAUGACAGUUGAACUAAGCUCAUGAGACAUUUCCAAGUUAUUUUUCAAAAAUCUAAGGGUAUAUAUAAUUUAAAAGUCAAGAAAUUGAUGUAGCAAUGGCUGAUUGACCCUUUUAAAUCAUCCAUUAACAUCUUCCUUAUUAGACUAAACUUUUAUAAGGUAUGCAUAGUUCCAAUCUUUGCUUUACAAUGUUUGCUUAUUUAUAAUGCUGUGUUGUUGAUUGUCUGUGAUUUGUAUUCUGCUGGACAGGACUGGCUAGACGAUCCUCAGAAGAUGAAGGAGCUUUUGGAUAAACUGACACAAGAAAAUCUGCAAAUCUCCCAGUUAGAAACACAGCUCCAGGUCAGCCCAUGUACCAUAUAAUUAUUUCGGAGUGGCUGCGGAUCCAACUUUUUCGGGAUCUUCAGUCCACUGGACUAAAAGAUCCAGAGCUUCCCGACGCGAAGAGUAUGUGUGUAUACUCUACUUUACGCGCCGAGAACAGGCUACUCAAGUGAAUUGUGCUCAUUUAAUAAAGUUAGAUCAAAGCUGAAUUAAUGUCUGCAAUAUCACAUAAUGAUCACAGUAUUCUACAUUUCAUAAUUACUAUUAUAUUUGGUUCUGUUAUGUAAUUACUGUGAUCAUUAUGUGAUCUUGCAGACUAAUUCAGUUUUGAUCGAAUUUUAUUAAACAAGCACCAUUUGCCUGAGUAGCCUGUUUUCUGUGUGUAAAGUAGAGAAUACACACAUGAUCCGCACAUACUCUUCGCUUCGGGAAGCUACGGAUCUAAAAGAUCCCGAAAUAGUAGGAUCCCAUGGCCUAAUUAUUUUACAUUUAAGAAAUAUUUUUAGAAUCCUUAUUUAUUAUUAUGUCCUAUCGUUCUAAGAAUGAAGCAACUUUUUUCCCCUCUCUGUUACAGGCCCAUAAAGAAGAACUUGACUCAGCACUAAAUGCAAGAUCAGCAACGGGUAAUGAAAACGGAAAAGGAGAUCUGGAGCAAGAAAAUACUAUGAAAGAAGAGCUGUCGUCCCUGCCUGGCUUGAAGGAGGAGCUGGAGUCGCUGAGGGCCAGAGUGACCGAACUGUCCCGACUCACUGCAGGUAUAGUAUUUUCAUCUCACUGUGAAUUCAUUAAUUAUGCAUUAGUGCCUUUCAUCAUUUGUUUGAUAAUGUAUACAUAGAAGUCAAUAUUUUGGUAAAUGUUUAUAAUAAGGCAGUCAAUUAAGGAAGUAAACUGAAAUUCCAAUGAAUUCUCAAUAAGCUAGAAGCUAUUUAUUUCAAGUUGUUCCAUUUAAUAAUAAUAAAUAAUAUGCCAUUUAGCAGACGCUUUUAUCCAAAGCGACUUACAGUCAUGCGUGCAUACAUUUUUGUGUAUGGGUGGUCCCGGGCAUCGAACCCACUACUCUGGCGUUACAAGCGCCGUGCUCUACCAGCUGAGCCAUUUUAAUUUUAUUCAAAUAAAUUCAUGAAUUGACUGCCUUCAAUUUGAAUUUACCCUCACCCUGAUCAAAGUGAUCUGUAUGGUUCAGUGUAGGUUUUGUUAUUGUUGUGAAUCUCUGCUUCAACAUGCAUGUAACAAUCAUCUGGUUUGGUAGCUGAAUGCUCUGUAACUCACUGAUUUGUUCUGAUAUGUCUACCUCAGCCAACCAGGACACACCCCCACUGCCCUCAAGCCCAACUCCACCACCUACUGGCCAACCUGGGAUUAGCAACCAGAGUAGCACCACAACAGGGCCUGAAAGGAGGAGUGACCCGAGAGAGGGGGCCAGGGUGAAGGAAGAGCUUCAGAGGCAGAAGGUGCUGUUGGAGGAAAGCAGGAAGAGACUGGAAGGGAUGAAGAAGGAUGGGAACAAGAAGGAUGAAGGGUACCAGAAGAGGGUGAGGGAGAGCCUGGCUGAGAUCCAGAGGAGGCUCAGUGAGCAGGUGGAGAAGAUGGGGAAGAGGAGUGAGGGCAAGAAAAAGCCAUGGGAGAGCGGGAACAAGAAGGACGGGAAGAAAGGCAAGGACAACAGCAAAGACCACUGGAAAAAGGAAGAGAAGAAGGCGUGGAAAGGAGAGAAGGACUGGAAACACGGCAAAGACAAGGAGGGCAGAUGGAAGGAGAAAGACGAGAGAAAGGAGAGGGACUGGAAGGCAAACAAAGAAAACUCUCAUAAAGAGGCCUGGGGGAAAUCCCAGGAUGAGUGGGAGAGAGAGAAGAACGAGCGCAGGAUGGACAGGGAUAAAAGAAAGCAGGAGAGGCCCUGGCAGUCCAGGAAAGACUACAAGAAAAAGACUGAUCAUCACCAUGAACAAGACUCCAACCAUCAGGAGCAACAUCAGCCCCACCUGUAUGAACACACAAGCUUCUGGAAGCACCAGGAGGAGAAACUCGGACGCAACGUUCGCCCCCUGGCGGGCUGCAGCAGUGUUGAGGACUGCGCUAGCCAGGAAGGACUCUUUCCCGUGGAACUGUCUGAAUUUGAGGAGUUGUUAGACGGCUACCUGAGCAAGCUGGAGAGGGCUACAUCGGACAGCAAGGCCGAGAUCCAGAAGCUGGCCGCCAUGUUUUUUAGAGACGGUGUGUUCGUCCAUGACAAAGUUCUCUUCAGUGACUUCGCUGAAGAUGUGGCGGACAUUUUAGAGGACAUGGUGGACAUUUUGGAGGUUGAUGGGCGGGAUGAUGAAGCCCUGGAGGAGACGAUGGAGGAGUUUGAGCGAGAAGCUUUGUGGAAGUUUACAGCCACUACAUAGAUAGAUAAUGGAAAACCAAGAUACAGCAAUGGUAUUACAUGGUGGUUUACAGCAGGUGUUUUAAGGCUUCCGGCACAAGGAGUGAUCUUGCAUCUCGUAAACAUGUCCCUAGCUCUGCAUCUGUAAUUAGCUGAAGUCGUUACCUCCCUAUGUCAGUUCAUGUCAUGUCUUUAAUGCCAAGUCCUACAUGUUGACAGUUGUGUGGAGUUGAUUUGCCUACAGUGUUUGGCACUUUAUAAAAAUGUAAUGUCGCAGUUCAAGAUCAAAACAGGAUAAGAUUCACAGCAAUGUGAACUUUAUGCUCCCACAUCAACUGAUUGCUGAUCAGUCUCUUCUAUGUUGUCAUCGUUAGGAUCAGAUCUAGUUGAACCGGUUCUGUAUCAGCUCUGUUAGCUUCUGUUGUAUCAGCUCUGCAAACAUACAGUGCUGUGUAUAGGCCCUUAGUGCUUGGUUUCUGGUUUUUACUAAUUGUCUUACCAUUUGAGUAUAACUGUCGGUGAAAGCAGAACAUUCUGGAACAUUUAAUGAAAGCAGAAGGUGUCCUGCCAAGUCAGGAUGGAGGCCCAGUACUGCUGCCUCAAUCACUUUGACACAAGCAGUAGUUCUUACUACUAAUUCACACUGAGACCAUGAUUGUACUGUCCUAAUGUGGCAGGAAUCGAUUCUAAUAGCUCAGUGUACUAUGUUGUGCUGAGAUAGACAUAUACAGUGGGGAGAACAAGUAUUUGAUACACUGCCGAUUUUGCAGGUUUUCCUACAUACAAAGCAUGUAGAGGUCUUUAAUUUUUAUCAUAGGUACACUUCAACUGUGAGAGACAGAAUCUAAAACAAAAAUCCAGAAAAUCACAUUGUAUGAUUUUUAAGUAAUUAAUUUGCAUUUUAUUGCAUGACAUAAGUAUUUGAUACAUCAGAAAAGCAGAACUUAAUAUUUGGUACAGAAACCUUUGUUUGCAAUUACAGAGAUCAUACGUUUCCUGUAGGUCUUGACCAGGUUUGCAUACACUGCAGCAGGGAUUUUGGGCCACCCCUUCUCCAGAUCCUUCAGGUUUCGGGGCUGUCGCUGGGCAAUACGGACUUUCAUCUCCCUCCAAAGAUUUUCUAUUGGGUUCAGGUCUGGAGACUGGCUAGGCCACUCCAGGACCUUGAGAUGCUUCUUACGGAGCCACUCCUUAGUUGCCCUGGCUGUGUGUUUUGAGUCGUUGUCAUGCUGGAAGACCCAGCCACGGCCCAUCUUCAAUGCUCUUACUGAGGGAAGGAGGUUGUUGGCCAAGAUCUCGCGAUACAUGGCCCCAUCCAUCCUCCUCUCAAUACGGUGCAGUCGUCCUGUCCCCUUUGCAGAAAAGCAUCCCCAAAGAAUGAUGUUUCCACCUCCAUGCUUCACGGUUGGGAUGGUGUUCUUGGGGUUGUACUCAUUCUUCUUCUUCCUCCAAACACGGCGAGUGGAGUUUAGACCAAAAAGCUCUAUUUUUGUCUCAUCAGACCACAUGACCUUCUCCCAUUCCUCCUCUGGAUCAUCCAGAUGGUCAUUGGCAAACUUCAGACGGGCCUGGACAUGCGCUGGCUUGAGCAGGGGGACCUUGCGUGCGCUGCAGGAUUUUAAUCCAUGACGGCGUAGUGUGUUACUAAUGGUUUUCUUUGAGACUGUGGUCCCAGCUCUCUUCAGGUCAUUGACCAGGUCCUGCCGUGUAGUUCUGGGCUGAUCCCUCACCUUCCUCAUGAUCAUUGAUGCCCCACGAGGUGAGAUCUUGCAUGGAGCCCCAGACCGAGGGUGAUUGACCGUCAUCUUGAACUUCUUCCAUUUUCUAAUAAUUGAGCCAACAGUUGAUGCCUUCUCACCAAGCUGCUUGCCAAUUGUCCUGUAGCCCAUCCCAGCCUUGUGCAGGUCUAGAAUUUUAUCCCUGAUGUCCUUACACAGCUCUCUGGUCUUGGCCAUUGUGGAGAGGUUGGAGUCUGUUUGAUUGAGUGUGUGGACAGGUGUCUUUUAUACAGGUAACAAGUUCAAACAGGUGCAGUUAAUACAGGUACUGAGUGGAGAACAGGAGGGCUUCUUAAAGAAAAACUAACAGGUCUGUGAGAGCCGGAAUUCUUACUGGUUGGUAGGUGAUCAAAUACUUAUGUCAUGCAAUAAAAUGCAAAUGAAUUUCUUAAAAAUCAUACAAUGUGAUUUUCUGGAUUUUUGUUUUAGAUUCCAUCUCUCACAGUUGAAGUGUACAUAUGAUAAAAAUUACAGACCUCUACAUGCUUUGUAAGUAGGAAAACCUGCGAAAUCGGCAGUGUAUCAAAUACUUGUUCUCCCCACUGUAGAUAAAGGAGUGCAAAGCCAUAUUGGCAAUUUGACGCAUCUGAACUAUUUGUUUUUGACACAUUUUGAGCACUGUUAUUGGUUGCAUUUUCCUUUUAAAGUUAUUUUGAGUACUGUGCUGUAACCUGGAAAAUACCCAGUAACACGAUUUUGGGAUGUGUCUAUAUGAGAUCAGUUUAACUGAUGUUCUGUCAAGCAAUGCCAUUUACAUUGAGUUCACGCCAGAUUUCAAAGUCAAACUAAGUACAAGGUUAUGGCAUUGGUACAUAUUAAAAGUAAUUGUUGGUACUUUACAAGAGUUGAACCUGUACACAUUUCAGGAUGACUGUUUCCCUUGUUUUUAUGUUAACUGUUGUCACACUCACUGUAUCAAUUACAUUAGGCGUUCAGGAUUUCAUAGCUUAUUUGUGUUUUUUGAAGAACUAUAAGACUAGUCCCUAAUUUUGCUUGUCCUGGCCUCAACGACACAUUUAUCAUUUUAACAUCAAACCAACAUUAGCUGUUCAAAUGUCAAAUGUCCCAGACAGUAUAUCAUGUGAAAGAAAUUGCUUGAAAGUCUGACAUUUUGUGACGAUUUUGUUUCUGCCAGCUAUGUGCCUUUUAUUUAUAAGUCCAUUUUCACACUUGGAUUGACAGUGUUUGACAGACAACUAAAUUGGUUUGAUUCUGUAAGCUUAAGAAUUCAAGCAAUUUUUUUCACUUGAUUGGUUAUGAUCCGGUACUCCAUUUGUGAAUUUAAUUAGAUAUAGUAAGUAAUCUUUCAGAUAUUUUUGGUUGAAUUUAAAACCUGUAAAUGAAUUGUUCAAGCUUUUUGACCAAAGAAGUCUAGCGAUGAUGUGGAUAAAUACUUAAAAUAAUAAGCAACGAGAGAUUAUAAACAAACAGCAUAAAAUGAGGAAAUUAAGUUUAACUCUCCAAAUGCACACGAUUACAUUUUCAGAGUAUAUUAAAAAAAACAUACUUAUUUUUUAGUUAUUCAUUCAAGUGGAGGAUAUAUGUUCAAAAUGUUCUUUUACAAUGCAAAAACAUUGGAUUUGAGUUGCUUCAAACUGCCAGUGUGAACAGACAAAAAGCACAUGGAAAGGGGGUGGAAUCGGAUAU